Odontomachus brunneus is the source of this 15430-nucleotide messenger RNA. RefSeq names its product GTP-binding protein Di-Ras2. The transcript has 4 exons. Gene Ontology annotation, cellular component: plasma membrane. The record is from RefSeq and is a predicted model, not a curated record. Gene Ontology annotation, biological process: signal transduction. The coding region runs from base 841 to 1431 and encodes 196 amino acids. NCBI's taxonomy places the organism in Eukaryota, Metazoa, Arthropoda, Insecta, Hymenoptera, Formicidae. Gene Ontology annotation, molecular function: GDP binding; GTPase activity; GTP binding.
CACAUGCACACGCGCAUCCCGUACGGCGCGUGCUUCGUUUUCAUUUCGAGUGAUCGUUGAAGUUCGCGCUUCGCUCUCUUUCGGCAAAGCGGCAAAAGUGGCAAAAGACGACGCGGGCGAAAGAACACGCGAGAGAGGCGCGACAAAGCGCGCGCCGUUGAUCGCGAGGGACCGGCGGCGACUUCGCUGAUCACCGCGUGCGUCGAGGUGGCCGGGAAAGAGAGAGGACGACGGAGAGCCCAGGUGAAAAUUGAACAAUCGCGCACCGGCCGCGCGCGACCGGUACGCUCGCACCUGUGCGCGUCAGCGCUGCGAAGCUAGCCGCGAGCGACAGCGACGACGGCCGGGCGGGCGGGCCGGACUUCAGGGGGUUGUGGCGGCGCGCAGCGCUCUUCGCCGCGUUGCUCCGUCGCGUUCUCGGCACAAGCGUGAAGACGACGGUCGUCGAUCGGUGCGUUGUCCGUAUGCAGCGCACUCGCCGGGGUGGCGAACGCACGCAAGCACGCAAGUAAGCGAGUGAGCGAGCAACAACGACCGGGCAGCCGCGGGCGCAGGUAACGCGAACGAGUGCCGUAAAAUCGAGUGUGACACAACUGCCUCGAGGAGAAGCGAUCGUCGCUGCCGCUACCGCCUCCUUCCCCGCCGUCAACGGUUCCCCGUUGAUCCCGUGGCCCGUCGAGAGCGCGAUCCGGCGUGAACGGCGUUUGUCCGGGAUCAGGAAGCGAGAGGAGGAGAGCAGAGGAACCAAAGGACACUCCGGAGCGUCUCCGUCGCUCUCUACAGGAGCAGCAGGGACCCCGAGGGCCGGGGGUUUACGUCGCCGGGACGGCAGAUGUCAGGAUGCCGGAGCAGAGCAACGACUAUCGCGUGGUCGUGUUCGGUGCGGGCGGUGUCGGCAAGAGUUCCCUCGUGCUGCGUUUCGUGAAAGGAUCCUUCCGCGAGUCCUACAUACCGACCAUCGAGGACACUUACAGACAGGUAAUAAGUUGCGACAAAAACAUAUGCACACUUCAAAUUACGGACACAACGGGGUCCCAUCAGUUUCCCGCUAUGCAGCGGCUCUCCAUAAGCAAAGGUCACGCCUUCAUCUUGGUGUACUCGGUGUGCUCCCGGCAAAGUCUCGAGGAGCUGCGACCGAUCUGGGGUGUGAUAAGGGAACUGAAGGGCCAGGAUAUCUCGCAGAUACCCAUAAUGCUGGUUGGGAACAAGUGCGACGAGAGCCCGUCCAUACGCGAGGUGUCGAUGAGCGAAGGCGCGGCCGAGGCGGCUAACUGGGGCUGCGGCUUCCUGGAGACAUCGGCGAAGACGAAUCACAACGUGGACACCUUGUUCCGGGACCUGCUCACCCUCGAGAAGAACCGCUCGGUGUCGUUACAGCCGGUGCAGAGCAACAACGCGAUAAGACUCAAGGAGAAGUGCGUCGUUAUGUAAUCCGCACACGCCGAUCCAGCCGCGUGUCGCGAGGGGAGGCCAGCUCGGCGAAGCUCGACCGGCUGGUGGCUCUCGCGAAAGGCUGCCGUGGGCCGAUCCGCCAACGACCCCGCCGGUCUCGCCGGCGACGGCGACCCAUUCGCGGCCGAGUCUCGAGGGAGCCUCCGCUUCCGCGCUCGAGCUCCUCGCUGAAGCGAAGCAGCGCACUCCGCGCCGAGGACGCCAGACUGCUGGGAGCGACUGGACUUCGUCCUCGCGCGUCGCUCGCCGACGGCGUGACUCCGAGACCUUUGUCUUCAGUUCACCUUAAACGCAGUAGACCGCUCGGGACGCGUAUGAUUUCUCUCUCUCUGUGUUGAGACCAACCACAACUAUUCGGGUUCCUGUUCUUUUCAACUCCGCCGUGGAACUGUCUCCGCGGUAAUCUCGAGGCGGCGACGAGCGAGAGUCGACGAGAAGGCGACAGCUGCGACCACCACUAUCAUCAUCACCACUACCACCACUACUACCACCAUCAAAAUGGUAAUCACUUCGAGUUCGCCAUAAUUAAUGCUAUGCUUGCUACCGCCACCGCGGAAAGCAUGAUAUUAAUGAAUGUAAUGAACUCGCGGGAAUUACCAUCGUCGACCAUCGCCCGUCGCGCGCGUCUCUCGGAGUAUCUCGAUAUAUUUUAUAGAAGUGAAGAGAGAGGGUUUACUUCUCGCGAGGAAUACUCACUCGCCGCGUCAGUUACAUAUCCUUUCUGAGGUCUCGCCGUAUGUGUGAACGCGUCAUAUUUUUUAUCUUGAAUAUUUCUUACCGAUACAAACGAUACAGCCGCAUACGCACGAUACAUCGAUUAUUAUUAUCUAAUCGGUAAUGCUAGCAGUAAUGGUAAUAAUAAUACGAAAUAAUUCGCGAUCGACUCGUCGCGUUGGCGUUUUCCCAACGCGAAGGAGGGAGAACGAGGGAGUGAGUGAGCGAGAGAGAGCCGUAUUCGUGGGCGACGAAGUUAUCGCGAUUGUUCUAACCGCUUCUCGUUCUAAUUAACUACCCCGUAGCUGUCCGAUUAAUGCAGUGCCGCAGUAAUCAAUUAGUGUGACGCCGAUAAUUUCUCGUUUCGUUCUCGUACGCAGCGCCGAAAAGACCCCCGACGAUCAGCAGCGCAGGCCGAAUCUCGGGUUCGAGCGGUCGCGCCGGCGGGACGUUAAUGGUCCUCCAGCGCUCCCUCUCUCCGGCCUCUUCUCGGCGUCGCGUUCCCGCUAAAGUGUCCCGUUAAUGUCGAGAUCGUUCCCUUUGGCGUGCGCGAGAUCAACGAUUCGGGGACGAGAUCGCUCACGCGGGAGAGAUCGAUUGGGGCGCGCGGUUUGUCCGUUUUCUUUUUCUUUUUUUGUCACUCGAAUCCCACCCCCGGCGAUCUCGCGACGGCGUCCGCGGCGGCAAGAGAGGCGCUGCGUUUUUCCUGUCGGGAAACUGGCGGCUCGUCCGCUCCGCGAAGUCCCACAUUGGCGUAUAAAUUUUCGGCGCGCCGAAUUCGCGCGGCAUGCGGAAAACGCACGGGUUCCCAAGCGAUGUGCGCGAGCCCCACGCGAGCAGUGGUUGAAAAAUACAGAUUCUGCGAAGCACGCCGAGAAAAAGAAAGGAAACAAAAUUGGUUGAAUUAAUUCGGGAUACAUCAACCGGACUGUUCGCUCAGAUACGAACGAAUCAUACUUUUGGUUAAGGUAACCAGACAAAUUUGGUUACGAGGGUUCGGUUGAAGUGACUGGACAAGUUUGGUUACUUCGACCAAAGUAAACAAAAUUAUAUAUAUUUCUUACUAGAAAUUUUAUUACUUUUUUAACUGGAAACUAUUUUCUAAGGUGUUAGUGUGCAUGAUUAUUUUGCUGGUGUGAAAUUUAACUGAUUUGAUGUUAAGGUAAAAUUAUCGAUUCCCGAACACGCUUCCUAAUCCUAAUUCUUGUUGUUUUAGCUUUUAAAUGCGUAUAUUUAAAGUUUUAACAUAAAAUAUAUGCAUAUACUCAAUAUAUAUAUAUAUAUAUAUAUAUAUAUAUAUAUAUUUUAUGUUGAAAGUUUAAAUAUUUAUAUUUAAAGAUUAAAACAAUAAGAAUGUCCAGGCAUUGAUAUUUUUAUCUUAUAAUUGUAUUUGGAAAAAUCACCUUUUAUCCUGGUGGGAUUCGAAAACCAGAACCUCCGGAUUGUGAAUCGUCCGCCUACGUCACUUCACUGAUAUAUCCGUUAUAAGUUGUCUAUCUAUGUUGUAAUCAGCGUUGAAUGCCAGAAUAUGUGAUUAUAAUAACCAGAAAUUUUGUUUAGUUCUCAAACCGCCUCAAUUCAGCGAUGCGUAAUCGAUAGUAGUGAUAGAUGAAGCGGACAGAGAGCUGGCGAUGCGUUGGCGAGCGACUCGAUGCCCUUCCGUGAGAAUUCCGCGACCCGAGACUACCGCGCGACGAUUAGGGACUGAUGUAAUAACGCGCGCGUGAAAGACUUCUUCGCGUGUGUGUGAAUGACAGGAGAGUGCGAGAUCGAAUGAGAGAGAGAGAGGUAGGAGAACGAAAGAAAGCGUGUGUGCGAAAGACGAACAAGUAGAUAAGAGUUGUUACGAGAUUGGUUUUUGUUGAAUAGUUGUAAGAUUUUGUAAUGACGCUAAUUAGGAUUAUAAACGAGCAGCAAGACACACAAGUACACGGUAUCGUAUCGUACACACGAUAUAUGUAUACACAUCCACAUAUACAUCCAUAUAUACGUAACAUCCACGUACACACACAACAUCCACACGGACAUCCAUAUCAAUAACUGUUACAUGAAACUUGUUUCAAGUGAGACUUUCAGACUCGAAUCACGAGGUAGAUGUGAGUUCUUUAGUGGAAUAUAGCGAUUAUAAAUAUAACGUCGUAUAUAUAAUGCGAUUUAUCUCUUUAAAGUUCAGAUCCAACUCAGAAUUUAAAUCUGCGAAUCUCAACGAGACAAAUUUCAGUAAACGAUUAUUGACACGGACCUAAAAGCCAUUCUACAAUUGCAUAAGCGUGGCCGUGAGACGUAAAAGCCAACCAAUCAGAGUAUUUUAUUCACUGACUGCUUUACUCUGAUCGGUUGUCGUAAUCACUUACAACCACUUAUGACUACGCAAUAGUAGAAUAGCCUUAAUAUGUUCCAUUGCGCGUGUGGACUCACGACACAGGCGUAGAUUUGUUGGCGCAUCGCGAGCGAUUACGAUUGUAGGUAGCUAGCGCACUCGCGAGCCGACUAAUGCGUGUUUACCAUAUCGAGAUACGUGGUUUCCAGUGAUUUUUCUUCUUUUUUUCAACGGAAUAGACCACCCUAGACCACCACCCGAGACAUUUAGGCGAAUCCCACGGGGUAAUCCCCGACGAUAUAGUCAGUUAGCGGUAACCACACACACACACACACACAAACAUCUCCACACAUACCACACACAUACGCCCCCGUUCGAUUCCCGCCCUGACUCCGCUCCUUUUGCAACAAAUCGUCGAACAUGCUCGUAGUUUCCACGUGACUCGCGACUUUCCUUAUCGCAUUUGCGGAUAUAUCAUAGGCCGGAUUUUCCUCCCGCGGUGCUUUCCCUCCGGUCCCGUCGACGCCGUCGCCGGGAUGCGGCCGUUCGGACGUCGAUGUGAUCGAUCGACGUAAUACGCCGGAGCUAACACUGAUGCUGAUGACAAGCCGUCCGCGCUCGAACGCUACUACCACCAGCUCUGAAGGGCCGUAUUUAUAGUCGUCGAUAUUCGAGUAGAGUCUCGAGGGUGUAUCGAGUGGCGUACGCUCAUCACAAUGGAAGUACGUUCAGUCCAAGAGAGAGAGAGAGAGAGAGGAAGAGAGACAAACAGAUAUUCAUAGGAAGAGCGUUUGCACGUAAAUUAUGAUACUCUACGUCUCUACACGUGUGGACUACGUAAACUGUAUAUAAGAUGUCACCUAUGCAGGCAAUGAAUAAUCUUUACACGUCAUUCAGAGCACAUGUGACUUGCUCAAGAAUUAACCUUCAAAUCGGGCUGUUGUUUUCUGUCAUCGCAAACCGGACUCGUCAUGUCCACGUCUUAUAAAAUUACAUUAAUGUGCUCGGAAAAUUCUGAAAAAAUUCACGAAAGUUCAUUGAAUAUGGAUUAAGUUAUGUAUGAAUAUGAAUUUAAUAUGUUAAAUUUAUUACAGUUUAUUCUGAAUAUUUGUUUUUUUAAGAGAAACCGUCUGUUAUAGUAUGUCUAAAAAAUAUAGUUUUUCGAUAUUUGACUUGUGAGAGAAAAGAAUGUUUCAGAAAUUCUUGUCACUAAAAAAAAUUUAUUUAUUAGAAAUGUGCAUGAAAAUAGAAUAUAUCAUAAGAGAGAUAAAAGCACAUCAAAAUUAGAAAAAAAUAAUUCGCAUAUCUUUUUGUGUUUUUGUAUAAAAUAUACCAUAAAAUAUAAACACUUAUAAGCAUUGUAAGUGCAAGGAAAAAGCAUUUCAUAUUCGACAUGAGCUUAUAAAUAAUCUUUUACGAGUAAUUUACGCAAAGAAUUUUAUGAAAAUGUCAGCUUUAGUCAUUCAAAUUUUCAAGUAUGUUUAUUUUUACUAGAAAAAUGUAUACUUACCAUUUUCAAAUUUAUAUAAGAAAUAAAAUGAUAAUAUAUAAAAAAAAUAAACGUAUAAGUUGCGUAAAAAGUGAGGUUUUCCACUAAAAAAUUUGAACUUUUUAUGUUUUAAGUUUUUUCGAUAAAAUUUAUGUGUCGUACUUAUGAGACGUGGUAUUUUAAGGAAAAAAUUAGUUCUGUAGUGCACGUUUUAAAAGAUAUUUAUUCCAUGAAAAGGGUCAAUUUUUUAAUAAAAGAAAACAAAUAAUUAUGAAAAGUAAAAAUAUGAAUGACGCUUUUAUUUCAAAUAAUGGUAGUUCUUAUUGAAAGAGGAAACUUCAACUUUCGAGUAAAGGUAGAGGACCAUUGUAAACCGGAAACUCAUAGGUAUUCAGCUUCAAAAUUGAAACACGAGUCAAUUUAAGUCAUGAUGACCAGGAAGAGUUAACAAGUUUAAUAUUUUUAUUUGACCUUCAAAUAGAAAUUUAUAAAGGUUAUUUCUUCUAAAAAUAACUACUCUUCUAGACUAGUUAGACUUCACAGAAUUCUCUGGUUACAUUUUUACCUUUGGAAUUAAAUCUGCUAAUCUGUCAAGUAAUAAAAUGAAAAUUUCAUGCAAUUCUUUAUCUUCUUUAAAUCUAGCACUGAAAAGAAAGUGUAAUUAUAAUUGUGAAAGAAUUAUUUUUGUAGCAAGUAUUACAUAGUGUGAAUGAUAAUAACUUUAGAUACAUAUUGUUGCAAUUACAUUUUUGUUAAAACAAUAGGAAAACAGUUUUGACGUCUAAAAUAAUUAUAAUUUUCGUGACAUUCUUUUCUCUCAGUGCAUUUGUAUAAUUAAUACUAAAAAAAUUACAAUAUAUAUAUAUAUAUAUAUAGAUAUAUAUUUAGAUAUAUCUGCCUCAUAAUUUAUAAUUACUCUUCCGUAUAUUUUAAUCUAAUUUUCACAGAAUAUUCUGGAUUUUAUGCAGAACAUUUCAUGUAUUGUCUGCCAGAUAUAUACGCUAUGUAGAUAGUAUGUAAACAAUCCACAUGAAAGUAAUCUUGAAAUUCACAGCACGAUCUAUGAUAUUUAUAUUAUUCUACGUUCGAAAUCACGUCGUCGCAGAUGCCGAGCCAACACCCGAGUUCAAAAAGAAAAUACACGUGGAACGUUUUAAAUGCGCGCGUUAUUACUUUUUGUUUAGUCAUUCGUCCAUUCUCUCUCCCCGAGAAGGAAAAUAUUUGGAAAAUAAUAUUAUUCAAUUGCGUGCGAAGCGACGAAUAAAUUGACGGGAGCAAAUAUGAGAAAUAUGUUCUGUCUCCGACUCUCUCUCUCUCUCUCUUUGUGCCCGUUCGCCGAUUCGAAGCUCUUUUCGCGAUCUCGUUGAGCGAUCGUCGCUUUUGUGGUCGUUAAUAUUCGCGUUGUUUGUCGUCCGUACGCAAUUGCACUCGAGAUCCCGCUAUAAAUACGGCCGCGACGAGUGUCUCGCGUCGCGAAAUCCGCGACGCUAGGUGGCUGUUAAGCCUGCCGGCGAUUCAACUCGAAAUCGAGAGAGAUCGUCCUUUUGAAUGAGCCGACAAUACAUCGCCACGACGAGCGGGAGCGGAGCGUCAGCUGCUGGCAACGUCAAUGCCAUCAAUUAUAACGAUCAGCGAUGCAUCGUGGCGAGUCGUGGCCAGGGAUGGUCAUUGAGGAGAGAAGGAAUCGAUACUUCCGUUCGUGCGAGCAGCGACAGCGGUAUAUCGACGAAUAUCUCAACAAAUAUUGACGGCGCUGAGCGUCGAUAGUUAAUAUUGUGGACGACCGUGAAAAUUAAUUCGAAACUAAAAUUAACUCAAAAAAAAAAAGGAUUCACGCGCUAUUUUAGUCGAUAAGAGUACCACGCGCUAAUUAGGAGGAAGAUCCAAAUUAAUCGAACAAUCUUUUAUUUUUCAGAAGAAAAGGAGGAGGAACGAAUGAUUCGCAAUUUUUAAUUUAAAACUUCGCGAAAGUUAAGAGACUGUCAUCCGUUCUUUUCGCGCUGGGAUAUCAACAUUUUCAAUAAAACAUUGAUUAAUAUUAUUAUAAGUCCCUGGUAGAAGUUUAUUCCAAUUUUCGAGCAGUUACUGGACAGUCAUGUUAACUUUUGUCCAGUAACUGAAAAAUAAAAUUACUUAGGAUCUUAAUAAAAAUGUAAAGGUUUUUUUACAGUCAUUGCGUACGAAAGAUGCGCAAAAUCUGAACCCAUUUACUGGAAGAAAAUAGAAUAAUAAAUGAAAAAAAAAUAUUUGACUGAUUAAAGCUUCUUACUUCUUAAGACUGAGUAUUUCUGGAUAGGCUGUUCUUGUUUGAUGACGUCAAAAGCGAGAAAUCGCAUGCUCACGAUUCUCGCGUUAUACGAAAUAAAAAGAUAUAUCCAUUUAUACACUUGUAACGAUUUAGUAAAUUUGCGAAAUGAUUUUAAACACUCUCUUUUUGCUGUCAAUAAAUAGUCAUAAAACUAAUAUAGCACAGAAAUGAUGAGAAAAGUUUAAUUAAAACCUGCAUGUCACACUAAUUUUACAGCUAUUGAUUGAUUUUAACAGCAAAAGAGGAGUGCUCGGAACAUUAAAAAAAUUUGCUGAAUCGAUUACAAAUGUCAUUUUAUGAAGGUCUUUUUAUUUCAACGUAUAGCGCAAGAAUCAUCCCAUAUAAUGUCUAAAUCGGGACACAUAAGACGUCUUAAAGACGUCUUAAAGAUGUCUUAGAAACGUCUUAUAUUCCGACGUCUGAGAGAUGUCUUUAAGACGUCUUUCAGAGGUUUCUUAUGUCCUGAUUUUAGACAUUGUGUUGUGUGGGGUAGGCAUGCGAUUUCUCGCUUUUGACGUCAUCAAACAAAGACAGCCGAUGCGAAUACUCAGUGACCUUAACCCUCAAAACGGUCUGUUGUUCUCUGAAAGUUAAUAAUGAAGUCUGCUGCUCGUAAAACGAGCAGACUUGUCUUAGUAUUUCACUUUUUGUGCAUGGUUUCUGAUUGAACAUUUUGAAUGCCAAUGAGGGUCACAGAGCGCAGGAAAUGUGUAGUGCGUAAAAUAUAUUUUCAAGUUUUUCGUCUUUUACAUGACAUUGUUUACAUUCAUUAAAUAAUGAUAUAUGUCUUUUUGCCCAUUCUUGUGGUUGGACUGUUUCAUCAGAUUCGGAGUCUGAGCUAUCAUGAUAGUUUUCAUUUGUAUCAUUACCAUCAGAACAAUCUAACGUAUUUUCAUCGCAAUGAAAUUUUGUAUUAUUAACAUAUACUCCAUUUCUCUUUUGCACACUUUCAUUUCUAUUCUUGAUUAUCAUCUCUGCCAGGGCUUGAUAUUGGCAAGUAUCUUAUUUUCUCCAAUUUCCCUCUUCUUCCUAUAAACUUCUCUAUACGUUCACGCAUUGUUUACGCAACUUUUAGUUCUUUUGCUUAGCAAUAUAAAUAAAUAUGUUUCAAAUUUACUCACAAUAGACAUAACAUAAUUAAUAUUACUGACACUACAUCUUCGAAGGAAUCAGUUGACAUAUUGUACAGUAAACUGCUCUAAUCACUAAAUAAAGUUCUACCAAGUUCUCUCGUCCACUUCCCACGCAGUAUUUUUGCAAGAGAAUUUUGGAAUGCAUUAAUACUAAACAACAACUGGGCGGAUGUCCACGCAAACUGUAUACAUUUCUGCCAGGGAUUUUUCGCGGCGUUUAGAACGUAGAAACUUCAUUGUCUUACACAUCUUCUUCUCAUAAAAUAUUUACAUACUCGAGGCAUCUUUAAUCUCCAGCGCGAUCGAACGUAAUUUACGAGGAGGAUUGAAAGACGUUCCAGAUUCACGUUAAAUUCGAAGCUAUUUGGAUUUAAUACCCCACUUCGGGGUCACCUCCAUGACCCUCUAUUAUUAUGAUGAUUAUUAUUAUAUUAUACCCGGCAGCGCACUAACACGGAAAUAUCGAAAGAAGAGUAUCGAGUAUAUCGCGCUGGUGGACUAUUUCUAGCCGCAGGCGCGCUACCAAAAGAAUCCAAAAGAAAUUCAUCGUUUCGUUCUUUUGAAGUCCCUGAAUACGUCGGCUGUCUUUGAUGACGUCAGAAGCGAGAAAUCACAUGUUCACGAUUCUUGUGUUACACGUUAAAAUAAAAAGAUGUAUUCAUAAAACGACAUAUUCCUGAUUGCUUCAGCAAAGACUGAUUAAAUUAAAAGAAAAAUUCAGUUUGUUUAUUAAAUAGGAUGAAUUUUUUUGUUGGUGAAACCAAAAUUUUAUAUAUUCGCUAAUUUCUAUUACAAGUUCAACAUAAGCCCAUCAAACUUAUUCAAAAUGCAUCCUGAGAGACAAUUCUCGUAAAGAGUGACGCCAUUGGUCCAUAGGCCAUGUGUUCCAUUUCUUAAAUGCAAAAUGUACUUAAAAUAGGCACCAAAUUAAAGGCCUUGAUGAGCUGAUUACAAAGAUAUAAGUUUUAAAGCCGCCCAGUGUAUCGUUCUAACACUACGAUCCAAAGAGGUCCCAAAUUUUAGGCUACUUUCAAACUGAUGUUUCUUUAGCAAAACUUAACGGAUUUUAAAAGUUCAAAACGCUACAUUUAAUAAAAUUAAAUGAAGAAUUUAAUGGUAUAAAUUCCAUGUUCCAAACUGACCGAAAGUAGAAAAUUCCAAUUGGAACAUAAAUUUCCGGUUGAUUUUGGAACAUGAAGUGCAUAGGAAAAUGCAUCUUAACCUACUCAAAAACAUUAGAAAUACUCAAAUUGUUUUUGCUUAACUAUUCUAAAAACUAGAUCAAACAAAAUUCUAUUUUUGAAAUAAAAUAAAAGAAACAUAAAGAAAGUAGCCUAAAAUUUGGAAUCUUUUUGGACCGUAAUGUUGAAAUGGUACACUGAGCUCUAAAAUUUAUAUCUUUGUAAUCAGUUUAUCAAAGCCUUUAAUUUGGUAUAUAUUUUAAGUACAUUUUUUACUGCCCAGAAAUGAGGGCACAUGUUGGCGUCACUCUUUGUUAAAUGUUCCGAAAUGGUGAAAUCAAUAGAUAACUAUAAAAUUAGACAUGCAACUUAAGUUUUAACUUUUCUCAUUAUUCCUGUUAUGUUAAUUUUAUGAUUAAUUUAGGGGCUAAUUUUAUUGCUAAUUUUAUGAUUAUUAAUUUUAUUGAUUUUAUUAUUAAUUUUAUUGAUUUUGACAGUAAAAGAGUGUUCGGAGCAUUUUGCAAAUUUGCUGAAUUAAUUAAAGUAGAAGUAUCAAUACCUGGACACAUACCUAGUAUGUGCCUAAUUCUGGACAUGCUUGUUAUUUUAGUUUUAAAAUAUUGAAAUAUUCAAACUUUCAAUAUAGAACAUACAUAUAUUGAAUAUAUAUACAUACAUUGAAUAUAUAUACAAAUAUUUUAUAUUUGAAGAUUAAAAAAUCGUAUUUAAAGUUGAUAUAUUCAAAAUAUUUAAAAUCAAAACAACAAGAAUGUCCAAAAUUAGAUAUAUACUUGGUACGUAUUGAGGCAUUGGUAUUUUUACCUUACAUGUGUCAUUAUAUGGAUAUAUCUUUUUAUCUUAACAUAUGACGCAAGAAUCAUGAGCUUGUGAUUUUUCGCUUCUGACGUCAUCAGACAGCUCGAGUACACAGGAGCUUUAAUGUGGCUGUCGAUACAUGCGAGAAAAAGUUCGAUCGUCCAACGAAUUGCACAAUUACACUCGUAAAGUCAUCUGCCGAUUUGUUCUACGCGACGCUCUGUGUUCCAUCCACUCGCUCAUCUAUCCAUCCAUUCACCCAACCACGAAGAGAAGGACGAAUCGACGGCGAUCGGGGAUUUACCUCCGGAUAGUUGCGAAUUCCUCCGUAGUGCAGAAUCACGGAUCGUCGGCGGUCUCUGAACUUCGGCCACGCGAGUCUCUCGCGACUGAGAUUCUCGUCGAUCCGUCAAGAUUCACUUAAUUUUUAUCACUCCAAACCAGAGCCCGGCUGCUUCCUCGGCAGCCGCGGACUGCGGCUCGAUUUCCGGCGAAACGACAGCCAAUUUUAGCGAGUGUUCCCUUCUGUCGACCAUUAUCAAUGGAACACCGGCGACGCGCAUCAAUCGAACGCGCCGAGAUUAUUCUCUCGUUUUAUACCCUUUAAGCAGUCAAAAGUAAAUUAAAAAUCAAAUUAAAAUUAAAUUAUCAUGUAAAAGUUAAAAGUUAAUUAUUCCAAACAAUAUGUAUGUUAUCUUGCAUAAUUAAUUCUUUAAUCGUAAAUUAAAUUUAUGUGAACAAAUGAAAAUAACGAAAAUACUGGCUGUUUUGUGCUCAGAAUUCCAUACAAGAGAAGAUUGGCGCUCAAAGAGACGAAAAAGAUUCUGCUGGCAUUAUUUUUUUAUUUUUCUACUCUAUUUGUAAGCAGCCCGGGACGUUCCUCAUAUUUAACUUGUACAACAAAUGUUUAUAAGUUAAGGUUAAUACAUUUUGAUAUAAGUUUAAGUUAAAAAAGUUAAUAUACUUAAAAUUAAUUAAGUUAAAAAUUAUUAACAUUUAGCUGAUUAACUUGUUGUCUAGCUCUGAUUAUGUACAGUCAUUUUUUCUCGGGAUCUUAUACGAUCGGGUGAAUCUUCCCCUGUUUUGAAUGAAAUUUCACUCCUAAAAUUUAGGAAGUAUACAUCCUACGUCAGAAUAAUAUUGCUAAUUAUCGAUUAAUAGCUUCACCCUCGCUUCGUUUGGCGAUCGUCAUUAAUAAUCGGCGUUAAUAAUAGCGUUACGCUAUGGUAAAUGCGUAAUUUCAGCGAUAUCGCAUGAUCGAAGGCCAGUAAACGUCGUUGAAACUUCACGUUCGGUGCGAGACCAAAUCGAACAGGGUGCGAGUCGCCAUGCCUACACAGAAAAAAAUUAGUAUCCAUUUAAAACUGAUGUACUGAAAUUAACAAUUAUUGUUCCACAAAUAAGAAACAAUAUAUAAUUUCGUUAGCAGAAUUUUAGUCUUGUGUGUGUAAAUUUCAACGAUAUUAUAAUUUUAUUUCGGUAUUAUUGGUGGUUGGUCCGUAAAUUCGUGCGGAUUUUUGUCUAGUCGCAUUCACAUGUUGAUAUUAGAAGAAUAGUUCUAUACACAAUUGGCCAUCUAUAUAUAUAUGCUUUGAUAGCUGAUAUUUCAAAGCAUAUUUUGUGAUAUAAGUAUUAAAAAAAAAAAUACAGUUGUCUUUUUGUUGCGACUUAAAAAUGGAAGACAAUAAUGGAUUUUUCCGGCGCAUUAUGCUUUUUUCUAUAAAAAUUGUCAGAGUUUGUCGGAGUUUGGGAUAUUUCACUUCAUCUCCACUAUAUUCACCCGACAUUACCUUCUCCAAUUGUCAUCUAUUUCGCUUAUUACAGAACUUUUCUGACAGUGUAAAUUUCGCUUCUUUAGAGGAUGUGAAAAAUGCACUUGGAACGUUUCUUUACCGGAAAAGCACAAGAGUUUUACAAGUUUUACUUAUGGAUCAACCCAACAUAAUAUGAGAAGUGCAGUAUUUUGAUGAUAAUGAUAUAUUCUUCUUUAAACAUUUAAAAAUAUCAAUCCAAAAUCCAAAAUUUUAUGCUUUCCAUUCGUAAAAAUUAUUUUGAACGAUAAAAAUAUAGUUUCCUUUGUUGAGUCGUAUAAAAUGUGUCGAUGCAAGUAACUUAUAUUUGUUUAACGCUGUGCAAUCUCAUUUGAAGAUAUACCUGUCAAAAAUAAAGAUAUUUUUGAGACAGGAAUAUUCUUUUUUCUGUGUACAUUUGUUGCGGCGCACGCUGUUGCCGAAAGUUCGCCGGCUUGAUGUAACCCAAACUAUAAUUUUGAACGAUCGCGUCGGAUCUUAUCUAGAAUUUUUCCACGACGACAGAAAGGAACGACAGUCCUUCGCGCCGAAAAUGACACGACUCCUUUUUUACGAGGACGUCGUUGUAGAUGAUAUGCCGCGUAAACGAAGCGUAAAAAAUGCGCGUGUUUAGUAAUGAUCAUUGAAUAAUAAUCCGCUUGAGAGAGAGAGAGAGAGAGAGAGAGAGAGAGAGAGAGAGAGAGAGAGAGAGAGAUAUGAAAACAACCUCUAAGUGUAAAUUGUAUAUAAGAUUUUCUAUAUUCAGAUAUCUCGUUAUAUAUAUACAAUAUAUACACCUACGUACACCUGAGGAAUAUCUAUUAUUAGUAGAGAAAUAGUCAGAGGUGGUCUUUUCGCGAGCAUGUCUCUCGAUAGUAACAAAAACAACCGAAAAAAGCAUACACACAUGCAAAUAUACACAUACAAUACACAUAAACACACAUUCGCCGCUACUUUCUAAAUCACUUGUUAUCAGGUUAAUCGAUGGAUUAUGCGCUACGUAGUGUUUAUUAUCCCGUAAUUAUAGGGAUUACAUAGAGAGAGAAGAAAAGAUAGAGAGAGAGAGAGAGAAAGAAAGAGGGAGAAGAAAAGUUGGUAUAGAAUAAGAUAUAUGUUAAAUAUAAAAAAAUACACACACGACACAUCACACGAAUACACAAACACACACACACACAGAGAAACAAACAUACAUAUUUACUUAUAUAGAAAAACGUAUACAUAGUUGCAACACCAAUGUAUACAGAUUUAUGCGUAUAUGCGCAGACUUCAUCACAAAAGUCUACGUACGUACCAUUGUCUUCGUAGGGAAAGUGCGAAAAAGUGUCGUUUUCUAAUGGCUACGCUUAGCUGUUGAAAAAUGUUUAUCCGUAGUUGAGUGAGAAAAGGAGAGGGAGAGAGGAAGAGAGAGAGAAAGAGAGGGAGAUCGAAGAAGGAGAAGAAGUAGACUAAUCGCUGUUUUUCAAAGUACAUAUAGAUCUAAGAGAGGCGCGACGCGCGCGCUGCUUCUUAUCGAUUAACCAACACUCUCUUGCGAUUUUCUCACGUAACGUAACAUUUAGAGAUGCGAAAUGGGCCGAUGUAGAUUUUUGCGACUAAGUAGGUCAAAUCGUACGUGCAUACGGGGGGUGAUUCCCGCGAUCCCUCGGACUAGCCGACUCUGACGUGGGCUCGAUUCCUCUUUGACGAAGACGCCGUCGAGGCAUGCCGGCCCACGCGAUCGAAGACGCGUCGUCGUCAUUCACGGAGAGAGAGUCCCGUUCUUUGUCGGAGCCAACUGAUAGCUCUUGUCUCAAUUGGAGUCCCCAGCUUGCGAAUAAUUGUCUAGCUGUAUCGACAUCCACGAAAGCCGCGCCGCGCUAGUCAAGUGCAUGACGUAGACUUAAGGGGUUAAACGAAGGUAAAGGGAGAAACACUUCACGCGCGGGGAAGCGAAUUAUACAUCGAAUCACAUGAUGCUCGCGAAGCACCCGUUAGGUAACAUGUCGACACCGUCGAUCGAGCUUCCCUUAAAGACAAAUCGACCGACUCGCCGAAGCAUCCGCGCGCGCCCACGGAACGCACACCCCGUAUGUAGGAUACGACAGGUUUAAAUCAAUAGAAAAUAUCUCGUCGAGAGCGAGAGGCAGAUGUUAUACAAAAUCGAGCUUCGGAGAAUAUUCGGAAUAGCGAGAGAGAAGGAGAAGAGCAGGAGGACGUAAAAAACGGAUACUUAAAAAAAAAAAAAAAA